This is a messenger RNA of Funneliformis mosseae, 1293 nucleotides long. Lineage: Eukaryota; Fungi; Glomeromycota; Glomeromycetes; Glomerales; Glomeraceae. The record is from the annotation of a GenBank genome assembly.
AUGGAACCGGAUACGGGUACGCCAGGUUCUGUAAGACAUGAAUCCAAUCCAACCACGCCUAUACAACAAACAAACACAAAAACAGAAGUUAAUGAACGUGAAAUUAUCAUUGGUAAUAAAUAUUAUGUAAAAUUAUCCGAUCAUAUGGAUUCCGAAAGGGAAAUUAAACAUCGCAUUGGGGAGAUUUUAGCGAAUCGAACCAAUUCUGAAGGAAAUCAAGAAUAUUACAUUCAUUUUCUCGAUUUUAAUAAAAGACUUGAUGAAUGGGUAUCAGAAGAUCGUAUUGAUGUUCAAAGGGACGUGAUUAUUGAGAGACCAAAAUUUACGACACCAAAAAAAUCCUUGACAACGAAUUUAUCUUUGGACGUUAGUAAAGUUUUAACAACACCUCCGACUUGGGAGGCGGUUGGAGCUAUGAGUUGCGGACAAAAUAAGAGGAGGGUUAAAAAUUUACAAGAAAUUCAUUUUGGAGAAUAUCAUAUCGAGACUUGGUAUUUUUCACCGUAUCCCGAAGAGUUUAAUGAUUCACCUAUAAUUUAUAUUUGUGAAUUUUGUUUAAGUUAUUUCAUAAGUGAAUUUCAAUUACGUCGUCAUAUUAAAAAAUGUAAUAUAAUGCAUCCACCGGGAAAUGAAAUUUAUAGAGAUGAAGAAAUUUCAUUCUUUGAAAUUGAUGGGGCUCGACAGCAAACUUAUUGUCAAAAUUUAUGUUUAUUAUCAAAAUUAUUCUUGGAUCAUAAAAGUCUCUCUUAUGAUCUAUUACCUUUCCUUUUCUAUAUCAUGUGUAAACAAGAUCAAUAUGGGUAUCAUAUCGUUGGAUAUUUUUCAAAGGAAAAAAAUUACACGUUAAAUAACUUGGCAUGCAUCUUAACCCUUCCACCUUAUCAACGUAAAGGUUACGGUAGAUUAUUGAUCUCUUUUUCAUAUGAAUUAUCAAAAAUCGAGGGUCGGAUUGGAUCUCCCGAAAGACCCUUAUCAGAUCUGGGAUUGUUGUCUUACCAACAAUAUUGGUAUGAAACCAUUCUAGAAGUUUUAUGGGACACAAAAGAAAUCGGAGAGGAUUUUAUUACCAUAGAUGAGAUUACUGCUAAAACGAGCAUAACUCAAUCCGACAUACUUUUCACUUUAUACGAAUCUGGUAUUUGUGUUUAUCAAGGACAAGUUUGUAUUAGAUUAACUGAGGCCAUGUUAGAUACAAGUUUAAAUUCCAUAUCUAGAAAACGGAGGAUCAAUAUUGAAAACUUAAAAUGGUCCCCUCCUCAUUUCACUGCGAAUCAACUUAGAUAUAAAAAUUAA